Pocillopora damicornis (cauliflower coral) is the source of this 669-nucleotide messenger RNA. RefSeq names its product BTB and MATH domain-containing protein 38-like. NCBI's taxonomy places the organism in Eukaryota, Metazoa, Cnidaria, Anthozoa, Scleractinia, Pocilloporidae. The record is from RefSeq and is a predicted model, not a curated record.
AUGCAGCAAGAAGGCAAAGAAGGUCAAGAACAUGAACAAGACUUUUCAGAGCCGUGGGAACAGAGCGAUGUUGUUCUACUGGUGGAAGGACAGAAAAUCCAUGUCCAUCGUCUCAUGUUGUCGAUGUGUUCUCCUGUUUUCUCUCGAAUGUUCUCCGCAGAAUUUAAAGAGAAAGAUGCCGAUGAGAUCCCGCUACCCGGCAAGAAAGUUACUGAAAUAAGAGAGAUGUUGCUGGUUAUUUAUCCGAGUUUCUGCAAACGAGUGACAGACAACAACUUGGAUUUCUUGUUGCCUCUUGCUCGAGAAUACCAAAUGACAGUACUCACACAAAAAUGUGAAGAUUAUCUUCUGUGGGGAAAGGAAAAAAAGAACGAAAUCAGCUCCAUCAUGAAAACCCUAAUCGUCGCCCAAAAUUUUUCCUUGGAAAGACUGAAAACUGAUUGCAUCAAGAAAACGCAAAAUCUUUCCACGGAAGAUCUUAAGAGCCACGAGUUGUACGAUCAACUCGAGCCUCUCUCUCAGAGGAGGAUGGUUGAAUUGCAAAUGGCUAACAUGGAGAAAAAACUCAGAGAAGCUAAAGCCAAGUUAGAGAAAUCCAACGCGGAGAUUUCAAAAUUACAAGGAAAGAUUAAAGAGAUGAAACAAUUGGCUUUUGAGGGUUUGCAGCAC